AUGGGAGCGAUCCCAUUCCACCAUUCCAUACUCGAGGUCCGACUGCCAAAACACUUUGACAAGCCAACAGACAUGAGGUACGAUGGAACGCAAGACCCGCUGGAACACCUAACGGCCUUUGAGGGCUCGGUGACCCGAUUCUCCGACAUCAGCCAUGCCUUCCUGGCUCAGUUCACGACCAGGAUUGCCAAAGCCAAGCACCCGAUCAAUUUGCUGGGAGUUACCCAGAGAGCCGGGGAGCCGACCAGGAAAUACUUAGAUCGCUUCAACGACGAAUGCUUGGAAAUCGACGGGUUGACGGACUCGGUGGCGAGCUUGUGCUUGACGAAUUGGCUCCUGAAUGAGGACUUCAGAAAACAUCUUACCACAAAGCCAGUAUGGACAAUGCAGGAGAUCCAAUGCGUGGCUAAGGAGUAUAUUAACGACGAAGAAGUCAUCCGGGUCGUGGCUGCCAAUAAACGGCAACCUCCCUACAACCAAACCCGACACUACGAGGGUGGAGAAAGACAAAAGGAACACGCCAGGAACGGCGGUCCGAAUAAGGCGCCAAAGCCAUUUUCCCGAGUCGGAAAAUUCACCAACUACACCCCCCUCACGGCACCGAUCACGGAAGUUUACCAACAGAUAGCCGAGAAGGGGAUACUAUCGAGACCCCGACCUCUGAAGGACAGGACGGGGAAAAAAAAAAGCCUUUACUGCGAAUAUCACAAGGGAUACGGGCACAAGACCCAAGACUACUUCGACCUAAAGGAUGCCCUGGAGCAAGCAAUCAGGGACGGAAAGCUUGCCGAUUUCUCCCACCUUAUAAAGGAGCCGAGGAGACGGAAUCGGGAUCACGAGGGCGAGGACAGGUCCCGGGCGACAAGACGACGCCAAGAACCAGAGGGGGACGACCACGGUCUCACGGUGGUGAACGUGGUAACAGUGAGGAAUUCCGCCCCGAGGUCGAGAUCGGCACAGAAGAAAGACGCCAAAGUCCUGGCGGUCUCCUCCUCGUCCGCUAGAAGUUCCCGGGGACUACCCUCCAUCUCCUUCGGCCCCGAGGACCAAUGGUUCAACGAGGUACUGGAAAGUCCCCCCAUGGUCACCACGGCCAGAGUCGGAACCGGCCUCGUCAAACGGAUCCUUGUGGAUACAGGGGCAGACUCGAACAUCAUGUUUCACAACGUUUUUGAUGCCUCGGGACUGCGUGAUACCGAUCUAGCGACCCACCAGCACGGUGUGGUAGGGUUGGGGGACCACUUCAUUAAGCCGGAUGGGAUUAUCUCCCUCCCGACCUCCGUGGGACAAGGACAGAGGCGAAAGACAGUAAUGGCCGAUUUUGUAGUCUUGCGAGAUUCCAUAGCUUACAACAUCAUCCUGGGGAGAAAAACCAUCAACAACCUUGGGGCAGCGAUUAGUACGAAGAUGCUCGUAAUGAAGUUUGUUACUGAUAACGGAUCCGUAGGAUCCAUCAGAGGAGACUUGGAAACGGCAGUCGCUUGCGACCACACCAGCCUCUCUCUCAGAAAAAAGUCCAAAGAAGCAUCGGGGGUUUUCCUUGCCGACCUGGAUGCCAGAAUAGAUGACAAGCCCAAACCCGAGCCAGAAGGGGACUUGGAAAAAUUUAGGGUCGGUGAUGGGGAGGAGAAGUUCACGGUUGGCUUCUACUCCUCUUUGGGUGAUCAUGAAUCCCAAAAACUUCCCAGCCUCUAUGGCAAAGGCGCAUUUGAGUGGGUUAAGCCUCAUGCCGUGUUGCCGGAGGGACACGAACACGCCCCCUAG
Molecule: messenger RNA, 1764 nt
Organism: Arachis ipaensis
Lineage: Eukaryota; Viridiplantae; Streptophyta; Magnoliopsida; Fabales; Fabaceae
Source: RefSeq, a predicted model, not a curated record